CUAAGAUAUAAUCUCAUCAAUGCCAACCCGUAAUCCCCGUUUUCCUCGUCCUCCUAGCGCUAGCCAUAGUUAUUAUUACAAGUACUUAUUAUAUUUCAAUGUAGUGGCAUCCCGCUCUCCGUUUCCACGGAGAUGAUAUAGUGACUAAGAGUUCGGUUGCUUGUUGGGUACAGUAGAGCAAGAAAGACGCGCUGCUUAUACACGAAAAACUUUCGUUUCCGGUAUCCCCUCCACCUCCGUCCAGUGACUGAACAAUCGAAUGAAAGAUUUUUGUUCGAGGGGCGCAUUUGUCUAGCUGGAAACGGAAUUACAAAAUUAGAUUUACAAUCCUGCCAUCGCUGAGCGCCUGUAAAAAGAAUUUGGGUCUGAAAAAAUGGUGAUCUCAAAUCCUUUCCAACUAUUUGCUGCGGCGACGUCGUCUGCAAAAAACAGUAAUCCGCACUUCUUUCUACCGGCUGUCAACGAUGGAUGGCAUCUCAGGGAGCAAUUUACGAUAGGCAGUCACGUGAUCUAUGGUCAAAUCAGCGCAAGACUUGAGCUCAACAAGAACGCUACUUCGGAUAUAAGGCGUCCAUUUGAGGAAACUAGAAGUGCUGUUGAUCGAUCUGCAUCGACUUCAAGGGGCGCACUGUGGCUGACCGAGGCACUUUCAGCACUUUCGACUGGUGCUUCUGCGUCCACAUCAUCUGCGGCUCGCCAGAAGAGCAGGCACCCUCCGAUAAGUAGCGCGGCGAGCGCUUCCACUUUGUUGAGCGCCGAGAAGAACGCGAACCCACCGCGCGAGAGCGACACAAACAAUAAACCUGUCUAUCAGGGUCAUUUCUUCGAGAUUGACUACAUCCGCUUCUACAAGAACAAGUUCUUGAGCGAUCUGGAGCAUGCGCAGACUUUCGAUCCAAAUCAGUUGCGGCGCGUUGGGGACGGUGGCAGGAAUGCGCAUCGCAUCUCGACCGUGCCCUCAGAAGCUGACUUGUUGAGUAGCCAUCUUUCGUCCUCUGCUUCAGCUUCUCGUACGUCAUCAGAACGUCAAGAACACCAAACCGGUGAGGAUCCCGGUUGGCGUGAAGAAUUCGAUACCUGUAUCGAUGGGCAACCGGAUCCCGCAAAAUCGUCGUGAAUAUGAAAGGUAACGAACACGAAGGGAGUCGUUAAUGACCUCAACUUCUACCAACUCCCAGGUGACUCUGUUGGCGGACGCCGACUUUUAACAUAUUCCAGGAGAGGGAAAGUGUGCUGCGUCUGAGUCCACGCCGUUCGUAAGUAUCGCUGCGGCGGAGGGUCGUUUGCCGACGCUGCAAGACUGUGGAAACCUUUGCAAAUCCAAAAACUCCUGGUGCAUCGGUCUCAGCUGGCGGCCGCGAAGCGACCGCGGAAUGUCAUCUAGCAGCGGAAAACAUCUUCAGCAGCGCUAUAGAGGCGGAGUUGAGCAACCGGGACUGGUGGCCAGGCGCAAAAAAGCAAGCCGGACGUGAUUGCGUCGCCAGCUGUUUCGUGCGUGCGAAUGACUUGCCAGGCUCCGGAUGGGAGUGUUGGCGCCUUCGGCAGCACACUCCACAAGCACUUCCCACAGAGUUUGAACGCGUGUGGGGAUCUAACAAUGCGACCGGCAUGUGCGCCACGAGCGUGGUGUCUGUUGUGGCGUCCGCAGAGACUUUGAGAAUCGGAGGCAGUUCGCACAGAACCCCUGGUGCUGCGGCGACGCCAACCACACUCGUCAGCUGGCAAGGAAUUUCAGUUGUGUAAGUAUGUAUAGAAGCUUCUCCGAGUUUGGGAUUGGGUGAAUGAGAUUGAACCGCUGCCCGUCGACCACAGUUGGAAUGGUUCUGCUGCUUUUUCGAUUUUUUAGCUUCUUAGCGUGCGAAUAGAGAAAGACCCAACAUGGCAAUUCAUCAAUAUCAAUACAUAAAAAAUGUAUAAAAAUGAAAUCGCCUGAUCCAGCAGAACAUGUACUUACAUGCUGUGUAUACCACGGAUGAAUGUUGAUAUUUUUCCUCGUGCAGUGGUAGGAAUCACAGCACCAAGCCCUAGUCAAAUCCUUGGGUGAUGAAGCUUGUGAAGCCAC
Molecule: messenger RNA, 2062 nt
Organism: Amoebophrya sp. A25
Lineage: Eukaryota; Dinophyceae; Syndiniales; Amoebophryaceae
Source: the annotation of a GenBank genome assembly